AGGUUCAUCUCCUCUUAGUGGACUCACCUGCUCCGGUCCUGUUCUAUCUCUCCUGCCUCUUGCCGUCCUAGGCUCCUGAAAAACGCAACCAUGUCCGUCAGAAUGUCAAGCAGCUACAGCAGCAGCAGCAGCAUGGGCGGCGGCGGCGGCGGCGGCUUCGGCGGCGGCAGCAUGAGGAAGAGCUUCUCCAGCCAGUCCGCCAUGGGCGGUGGAUUCGGCGGUGGCAGCCGCAUCUCCAUGAGCCGCUCCAUGGGCGGAGGCCUGGGCAUGGGCAUGGGAGGCGGCAGCAUGAGGAUGAGCAUGGGCGGCGGCGGCGGCGGCUUCGGAGCCGGCGGCAUGGCGCUCGGCGGAGGCGGUGGCGGAUUCGGCAUGGGCGGUGGCGGCCUGGCCCUCGGCGGCGGCGGAGGCGGAUUCGGCAUGGGCAUGGGUGGUGGUGGCGGUGGCUUCAUCGCACCCCAGAUCACAGCCGUGACCGUCAACCAGAGCCUGCUCGCCCCCCUGAACCUGGAGAUCGACCCCACCAUCCAGACCGUCCGCACCCAGGAGAAGGAGCAGAUCAAGUCCCUCAACAACCGCUUCGCUUCCUUCAUCGACAAGGUACGCUUCCUUGAGCAGCAGAACAAGAUGCUGGAGACCAAAUGGUCUCUGCUCCAGGACCAGACCACCGUUCGCUCCAACAUCGACUCCAUGUUCGAGGCCUACAUCGCCAACCUCCGCAGACAGCUCGACAGCCUGGGCAACGAGAAGAUCAAGCUGGAGGGAGAGCUGAAGAACAUGCAGGGUCUGGUGGAGGACUUCAAACUGAAGUACGAGGAUGAGAUCAACAAGCGUGCCUCCGUUGAGAAUGAGUUUGUUCUGCUCAAGAAGGAUGUUGACGCCGCCUACAUGACCAAGGUUGAGCUGGAAGCUAAGGUUGAUGCCCUUCAAGACGAGAUCAACUUCCUCAGGGCCAUCUACGAGGAGGAGCUGCGCGAACUGCAGUCCCAGAUCAAGGACACCUCUGCCAUUGUGGAGAUGGACAACAGCCGAACCCUGGACAUGGACUCCAUCGUGGCCGAAGUGCGCGCUCAGUACGAGGACAUCGCCAACCGCAGCAGAGCCGAGGCUGAGACGUGGUACAAACAGAAGUUCGAGGAGAUGCAGACCUCUGCCGGCAGAUACGGAGACGACCUUCGCACGACCAAGGCUGAGAUCGCUGAGCUCAACCGCAUGAUCAGCCGUCUCCAGAACGAAAUCGAGGCAGUCAAGGGACAACGCGCCAGCCUGGAGGCUCAGAUCGCCGAGGCUGAGGAGCGCGGAGAGCUGGCAGUGAAGGACGCCAAGCUGCGCAUCAGGGACCUGGAGGAGGCCCUCCAGAGAGCCAAGCAGGACAUGGCCCGCCAGGUGCGCGAGUACCAGGAGCUCAUGAACGUCAAACUCGCCCUCGACAUUGAGAUCGCCACCUACAGGAAACUGCUGGAAGGAGAGGAGACCAGAAUCUCCGCUGGAGGUGCCACUGCAACAGUCCACAUCCAGGAGUCCUCCUCAGGAGGCGGUCUGGCGCUCGGCGGUGGUGGCGGCGGCGGCGGUGGCUUCGGCUACGGCGGCGGCUCGGGCAUGUCCAUCGGCAUGGGCGGUGGAAUGGGAAUGGGCGGUGGCUCCAGCUACGGCAUGAGCGUCGGAGGAGGCAUGGGCGGUGGCUCAAGCUUCAGCAUGGGCGGUGGCGGCAGCAGCAUGUCCAUGUCCCGCUCCUCAUCCUCCUCCAUGCGUCGCUACUAAACAAGGCACUCCAGCCUCCUCUCCUCUACUCCUCCUCCUCCCUUGCCUCUCUGCUCUCCCUCCUUCCCUUCCUCUUCCUGUCCUCGCGGCCUCUCGUCACUCACUCACUCACUGAGCAUCAUGUUGCGACAAGUUUUCUCCAUAGAGAAGGAACCUCACACUUUAUGUCUGGAGAAUAGUGGCUAAUGUUAUGCUCUGUGUGUCAGUGGUCCUUACUUGUAACUCGUUCCUUACUUAGUCUCCAUCUUACCUGCUCCAAAUCCUGCAAUAAUACCUGUUUUUCAUGACCAAACCUGAGAGAUAGCUCAAAACCGGCAGUGUGGAAGUCAAGUCCCCCCAAAAUCAUUCAGUCCCGUUGUCAUCUGUGAAAAGAAAAAUCAGACAGCCCACAGUCUUUUUUGUCACUGUUUGGAAAUGCCUUCAACGAGCGCCGUGACACACGUGACUCAUUUCGAAAGAAAAAAGCUGAAAAGAACUAAAAAAUAUAUUCCAGAAGUUGUUGCAGCUUUUUGCAAGUCACAAGGCCUCCCGUCUGAAGCAUUUCCAAAUACAGGGCCCAGGGAGCCUCAAAAGCAACUUGAGCAAAGUGAUAUCCUGGCCCUCCUUGAAUGGAGCGAUUGUGCGAUAGCCCUACAGAAUGGAUGUUCAUCAUUUGCUCUUGCUCUCUCGUCUACCUUUUCCCCUGGGAUUGUGGGCCUUACAGAGGGCUUUGUAGGCGACCCACUGUAAUCAGUCCCUUAUUUCAUGUUUCAACCUGCAACGCGGCUGAUUGUCUUAACCAGAUUUAGGAUGUGUGAGAAGCCAUGUAACCACGUGAAAAUGCUGAAUAAAUCUGGGUUCUUUAUAAA
Molecule: messenger RNA, 2606 nt
Organism: Engraulis encrasicolus (European anchovy)
Lineage: Eukaryota; Metazoa; Chordata; Actinopteri; Clupeiformes; Engraulidae
Gene: krt5
Product: keratin 5
Exons: 9
Coding region: 91-1758 (555 amino acids)
Biological process (GO): intermediate filament organization; keratinization
Cellular component (GO): keratin filament
Molecular function (GO): structural constituent of skin epidermis
Source: RefSeq, a predicted model, not a curated record